GUUAGCAGACCACAGGAGGAGCACCAUCGCCCGCCCGACGUUCGCACAAGCAUAGAGAGAGGAGGAGCGCCGUCGUCGACCGCGGUGAUUCGGACAAGCGGAGAGAGGAGCGCCGUCGUCCGCCGUCCGCCGAGGCUCGCACAAGCAUAGAGAGAGGAGCGUCUCUCCGCCGUCGUGAUUACUCGCGAAGCCUGUCAUCAUGGGAGACAGCCAGUACUCUUUUUCGUUGACGACAUUCAGCCCAUCAGGGCAGCUUGUGCAGAUUGAACACGCGCUGAACGCGGUUGCUGCGGGCGCCACGUCAUUGGGAAUCAAAGCGUCCAAUGGCGUGGUGAUUGCCACGGAGAAGAAGCUGCCGUCGAUCCUCGUCGACGAGCAAUCGGUGCGAAAAAUCUCCGUGCUUUCGAAGAACAUCGGCGUUGUCUAUAGUGGUAUGGGACCAGAUUCGAGAGUGCUAGUCAGCAAGAGCAGGAAGCAGGCGCAGCAGUAUUUCCGCCUCUACGAGGAGCCUAUACCGAUAGCGCAGUUGGUGAGGGAGAUUGCAGCGGUGAUGCAGGAGUUCACACAGUCAGGAGGAGUGCGUCCGUUCGGGGUUUCGCUCUUGGUGGCUGGAUACGAUUCCUCAGGGCCUCAGCUGUACCAGGUGGACCCGUCUGGGUCGUACUUCGCAUGGAAGGCUUCGGCAAUAGGCAAGAACACGGCAAACGCGAAAACGUUUUUGGAAAAGAGGUACACAGAGGACAUGGAGUUGGAGGACGCAGUGCACACCGCGAUCCUGACUCUCAAGGAGGGGUUCGAGGGACAAAUAUCUGGUAGCAACAUCGAGAUUGGAAUUGUGGGGGCAGACCAUCAGUUCAGAGUUCUGACACCUGCAGAGGUGGAUGAUUACCUGGCAGAAGUUGAGUAGGGAACGGAGAGGAGAUAGAUGCAGAGAGGACGUGGAACUGGAAGAUGCUGUCCGCACUGCGCUCCUGACUCUCAACGAAGAGCGUCUAAGUACCCUGCCACGUGCAGAGUUAGGCGCGUACCUGGCAAAAGUCCAGAGGAGAGAGAGAGAGAGAGAGAGAGAGAGAGAGAGAGAGAGAGAGAGAGAGAGAGAGAGAGAGAGAGAGAGAGAGAGANGAGAGAGAGAGAGAGAGAGAGAGAGAGCUGGAAGAUGCUGUUGCGAUUCGGACUCCGAAAACCUGACACCUGCACACACACACACACACACACACACACACACAGAGAGAGAGAGAGAGAGAGAGAGAGAGAGAGAGAGAGAGAGAGGACACAGAGAUGGAAGAUGCUGUCUGCGCUGCGAUUGUGACUCUCAACGAAAAUGCGUCUGAAGACCCUGACACCUGCAGAGAGGUGGAACUUACCUGGCACGUGGCCAUGGCACAAGAUGCCGCUUCAGUUGAAGGUUGAGUAGGGAAUGAAGAAGAGAGAGACGCCAAGGACACGUGGCAUUGAAGAUGUUACCGAACGUCCGAUCGUGCAAUUCUAUCUCUGGACGAAGGGUUUGAAGGGCAAUGACAUCGUGUGUCGAAUUGUGGGGGCAGAUUAGCAAUUUGCAGUUCUGACGCUUGGACAGUUGGAUGUUGAUCAACUGAUAUUGAGUGUCGAAUUGUGGGGGCAGAUCAGCAAUUUGGAGCUCUGAUGCUUUGCACAGCUGGAUGAUGAUUAACUGGCAGAAGGUAAGCAGGGACUGCUGUGCUCGAAGUGUGGGGGCAGAUCAGCAAUUUCGAGUGCUAUGCGAUUGCUAUUCAGAGAGUGGUGAGAGCAGAGCUGCAGAGGUGGAUGCUAAUUAAGUGACCGAAGCUGAGUAAGGAUAGAUUGCAGUGCUGGGGUAUGGGGGUGUGGAAGGAACAUGGGGGUCUGGGGCAUGGGGGUCUGGGGCAUGGGGGUUCAGAGGGUUCUCUGACACCUGCAGAGGUGGAUGAUGAUCAACUGGUCGAACGUGAGUGAGGAGGGGCUGCAGUGCUACGUGAUGGCCUUCCUGCCGUUGUUGAUUAUUAAAAAUUAGUUGAAGGCUCACAGGGUUCUGUUUCAUGUUGCUUGGGGAAUUAGGAGAUGACAGCGGUGUUACUCUUUUCCUUCACACGACAAGUUUUUGUCGAUCUGAGACGUACACAACCACGGAUAUCUGCUUGACCUUUUUCAGUUUUUCCCUUCAUUCGAUGCCAUUAGCAGAAAGAACAGAAAAAAACUGUAAGAGUGUAGACUUCACCUCUCUAUCCCUUCCAUGCAGGGCUUGCAGUUGCCUUCUCCUCUCUCUCUCUCUCUCUCUCUCUCUCUCUCUCUCUCUCCUUGUUGUGCUGCGGCUGAUGUUGUGGCUCUUUCUCCUGCUCUUCCUCCUCUGCCUUCUCCUGCCUUUUUUAUAUUUUAACGGGGGCCUCCUGCUGAUGUUGUGGCGCUUUCUCAUGCUCCUUCUCGUCUGCCUUCUCCUGCCAUUUUUAUAUUUUAACGGGGGCUAGACCUUGUGUAAUCAGGACUUGAACUUGUGAUCAGUGUCUAUCAAUAAUUAGACUUGUCUACUAUUCGCUCACAAGGUAGG
This is a messenger RNA of Chara braunii, 2539 nucleotides long. Lineage: Eukaryota; Viridiplantae; Streptophyta; Charophyceae; Charales; Characeae. The record is from the annotation of a GenBank genome assembly.